GUGGUUGAUUCGUCUCGAGACAUUCGACCGUUUACCCGCUUGCAUGGCACCGGUUACUUCGCUGCUCCUUGCCAUUGCAACCGUGUGUUGUUUGGUAGCAGAGUCAGCAGCCGGGCCUUGCAUAUUCCGUGAAGGACAACAUCAGGUGAUUUACGGUAUUCGAAAUGGCGUUGUUCAUAUUCGCAUAAUCAUUCGAGGACUUCCUCAAACGGCAUCAGGAUGGACCGGAAUCGGGUUUGGAAAUGGAAUGCUUGACGGUCUAGACACAAUCAUAGUUCGUGUUUCCAAUGGCCGGGUGAACGUGUCGGAUGAGUACGUACGAGGUUACACCAGUUCUUUCCCAGACAGGAUUAACAACGUCGUGGUGCACAGCAGGAGGGUGGAAGACGAAGUGAUCUCGGUAACUUUCUCAAGACCAGUGAACUCAAUGGAGUACCCUUAUGACAUGUCGCUUGUUGGAUGUGUACCCUGGAAGUUCCUCAUCGGGCUCAGCCGAAUGGGUCCGCGCGGCGAACUUCACCACCACAGCGUUACGCCGGUGCACCGAACAGUCUGCAUCGACGAAUGCCGCAUCUGAAUAGGAGCCGAAGCCGUAGUUCGUAUGGGUUAAAUGGGUCGAAUGCACUGCACACCAGUAGCUGUGAAAUUCUUGUUACUCGUCAAUGCUACCAUAUAUAUGUACAUUUGAUAAUGACUGUCAUGCUUUAUGAGGCCUGCAUUGAGUCGCAAUGAAUUUUC
Cylicocyclus nassatus is the source of this 738-nucleotide messenger RNA. NCBI's taxonomy places the organism in Eukaryota, Metazoa, Nematoda, Chromadorea, Rhabditida, Strongylidae. The record is from the annotation of a GenBank genome assembly.